Messenger RNA from Clarias gariepinus (North African catfish), 1574 nucleotides. RefSeq names its product interleukin 2 receptor, gamma a (gene il2rga). The record is from RefSeq and is a predicted model, not a curated record. Bases 37 to 1128 code for a protein of 363 amino acids. Gene Ontology annotation, cellular component: external side of plasma membrane. Gene Ontology annotation, biological process: cytokine-mediated signaling pathway. The transcript is spliced from 8 exons. Gene Ontology annotation, molecular function: cytokine receptor activity; protein binding. Lineage: Eukaryota; Metazoa; Chordata; Actinopteri; Siluriformes; Clariidae.
CACACACACACACACACACAGUUGACGAGAGGAGUGAUGGAGGUCGACAUGAAGAUGUUUUUCUCCGUGUUUCUGACUCUGUGGACCUGCUCGGCCUCGUCUCCUCCUGACCAGAUCGAGUGCAUGGUGGUGAAUCUGGAGUACAUGAACUGCACAUGGAAUGGAAAUGGAACCCAGAGUGGGAACCUCAGCUUUAAGAGCAGUUAUAAGUCGCGUGACAGUUCUCAGACGGACCCUGUGGAGUGCGCCUCCUAUCUGCACGUCGGAGCGUUGCGUGUCGGCUGCCUGGUUCCCUACAGCGAGGAGAAGCUGCUGAGGUUCAGAGACUUUUACGCCUGGUUAUACAGAGACGACAUUAUCAUCGCUAAACAGGAAUACACGCCACUGUCAAAGAGGGUGAAGUUGCAUCCUCCCCAUAACGUGUCGUGGGUGUUGAGGGAUCCGGAGCUCUGGAUUUACUGGAACAUCUCCAGUAACAUAAAGUUUAUGUGUCAGGAACGUGAAGUUCGUUACAGGAUCAACGGCAACCAGUGGAACGAUCAGGGCCGGGUCAUGGAGAACGCCUUUAACGUGCCGUUUCCGAACGCCCAGAAGCGGUACGAUUUCCAGGUGCGAGUGCGCAUGUCCUCCAACUGCGCCCAGUCUGAUCUGUGGAGCGACUGGAGCGAGCUGGUCUCCUGGGGCACUACGGUUAACGAUACAGUGUUGACAACGCAGACGUCCACGGGGCUGAUGGUCCUCUACACCAUCGGCGCUGCAGUCGUCCUCAUCAUGCUCACCUGCCUGCUGAUCCACAGCGAGAGACUCAGAGUGAUCCUGGUACCUGUUGUACCAAGUCCCAAAAACCUUGGAGAUCUUAUUGACAGCUACAACGGAAACGUGGAGAAGUGGCUGCACAUCUCCAAAGAGCUGCAGGAUGGAUUUAAGCCCAACUUUAGCGAGCGCCCCUGCACCGUGCGCGAGUUCAGGACAGAGACUCACAGCGAGUCGGAGAGUGACGACUGUCUCUCGGUGCACACGGCCGUCUCGUCUGACUACCAGUCCAUGCAGAGCUACUCGUCCACCUCCACGCUGCCCUCUCCCACAGACAGCCCCAGCACCGAGACCACGCCUCUCAACGGGAUGUAAACCACACCCCCAGGAGCAAAACCCCACUGGAGGUUACAAUUUGGAUUUAAAUAGUCAAAAAAGAUCAAACAUGAUUUCCAUUUUCUAGUUUUUCUAAGGGUUUAAAAACAAGCCCGGGGCCUCCAAGUGGCGCAGUGGUAAAGUGCUCGCCCCAUCAUCCAGUGAUCGCGAGUUCAAUUCCCGGGUGAUGCUGUAACCUCUCGCAGCCGGAGGUCUUGAGAGAGCUGAUUGGCCGAGCUCUCUCAGGGGGGAGGGAUGAGAGGUACUCAGUGCUCACACAUUAAUUACGGCUCUACAGCCAAUCAGGGGCGUCUGUGAGCAGUGGUUAGGAGGAAACACGUGAUAGUCUCCGGCCCUCCUGACUUAAUGGUAGUAGAAGUCUUAAGGUGGGAGCCCCCUAAUGACGGGGAGGAAUUGGACACGACUAAAUUAGGGAGAAAAUUGAA